CACAGCACAGCGUCGUCCAUGCAAUCCACAACGGCCUCCUAUCGGGCCAAGCGGCGCAGCCGCAGCGAGGACGACUGCCGGGCACCCUGCGAGCGCGAAAAGAAGCACGAGGCCCACAUCCGCGAGCGGCAGGAGCAGUUGAAGCGCAAUAGAGCAGCAUCGUCGGCGGCAUUGAGGUCGCGCCAGCAGCAGCAGCAGUCGUCGCGUAGCAGCCAACGCUGGCCGGAGGACAGCCCCAGAAGGAUGGAGAGUGGACCAGCGGCGCUGCCGGAGAAUCCUACGACCAAGAAAAAACCAGUGGCCCCAGGGAGUCUGGCAAACAAAGGAAAGCUUAAAGCUAAGGGAAAACCAGACAUUAAAAGAAAGCCUUUAGCGGCGGCGGCAGCAGUGGAGGCUGCGGCAGUGAAAGAGAGAGAGCCGGAAACAGAGAGAGAUCAGCUGUGGAGCGAGGAGCUGUUGUUGGAUGAUCGUACGAUCUUCGAGGCGGACGAGCCAAGAAGGACUGAGGAGCAUCAGCAGGAACAAACGAUGCCCUUAAACCGCAGCAUCAACAGCACAACGCUGGGUCAACUCCUGAAGGCGUCCCAACAGGGGACGAAUUCCCCUCUGCUCUGCCCGCUGGCCGUGGCCCUGCACAGCCUGGUGGCGGAGUUCCUGCACGCGGAGAACUAUCCGUUGACCCUCACUAUGUUCUGCACCGAGAUUCCGCACCGGAGUCGCACACCAGCGACACCCCACAUCGAGUUCCGCUUCAGCCAGGACGAUGUGAGGGACGUUCUCAGCGUUCUACUUGGUGGACGGGACACGUUCAGGGCAGCGGUGCAGCGCACCUACUACCAGGAGCCGUCUCAAUCCCCCAGCGAGGGUCAGAGCCUGCUAGGAGCCUUGCUUCGUGUCCUGAUGGGGGAGAAUUUACCUCCAACGGAGGAGAUGCCAAGGCAGACGGAGAAGAACAUACAAACGGUACCCGUGAUAGAGUACGACGCUUCCCGAAAGGUCUUCGUGGGCCCACGCCUCUGCCAAAAGAUUCACUCAAUAGAGCGGCGACUGAGCGAUCUGAUUCGGCAUAUGAGCAAGCUCUCGGCGUCUUGUGGCCCUCCCGUAGAGAUCAUCACCCAGCCCGUUCUCGAGGCCAUGCUCCAGGUCGAGCUGAAGGAGCGAGAGCGCCUGCGCAAGGCCGGAAAGGUGCUGGCACCGGAAAAGACAGCCGUACCGAUACCAGAGCCUGAACUGCCGACUCCCCAAGAGCAGGACGACUCGUUGGUCGACACGGGAGAGGGGGUGAUCAAGCUGCCGGAGAUGCAGGUGCAAAUGCCGGAUGUGCCACGACUCUUCCCGGAGCAAGUAGCCUUCAUGGCCACCAUCCGCCAGAGCCUGGUGGGACUGGUGCGCAAGGCGAAGCAGGCACAUCCGACCACAAUUGUCCAGACCUUCGAGCAGAUAGAAAGGUCCGUGGCGGAGCUGUGCGUGAAUGUCAAUCUGCUGAUCAACGUGGUCCACAUAUCCAUGGAGCAGGAGUAUGCGGUGGGCAGGCACAGCGGCUUCAGGGCCGGCUACCACGAGGGAUUCGCGCAUGGCCACUACAUAGGCGUCCAGGAGGGCAAGCAGCCCCAUCCCAGUACAUUCCGGGAUGUGGAUGUCCAGGCGGAACCAAUCCAUAGCCAACAUGCAUCCACUCAAACCAAGAAGGAGAAGGUCCAGCUGCAGAGGGACGUUGCAUGCCAAACAAUGAUGAACCAGAACGAACCUCUGACCCAGGUGGCUGCUGUGGCAUGCCAAACGAUGAUGCAGAGGGAAACUGCCGGCCACGUCGCAGUGGCAUGCCAAACGAUCCAGAUCGAGAAGCGUCUGGCCACAGUGGCUGUGGGAUCCCAGACGGUGAAGGAGAAGCCUCUCGCCAAGGACCAAGUGGCAAAGGGCACCCAAACGAAGGUGACUGCAGACACAAAGACCUACGAAAUGUGGAUACACGAGAUGCUGCACAGUGCCAGUGGUAAGAUCUUCCUAGAGCGCGUGGAGCUGUCGCUGAAAAAGGCCUACGAGCUGCAGAAGAAGCUACUGGGCGAUAUCUACCAAGAGAGAUUUCGCCACCAGUACGAUAUGUUGCAUCUCAACCACCGACAGAGCUCCUGGCGGACACUCUGCCGCCACGUGCAAAGGGACUCUCAUUGCUCGGUCGAGGCACGGGAACUGGUGCAGAAGAUCUUCAACCUGCUGGAACACUACGAGGACCAUCAGAAGUUCCUCGCCGCCAAGAUCCAUGAAACAGAACUGGCCGUCGAGACGCCGGUUCGCUUUAUGCCCCCAGAUUUGAGUUCUGGCCAGGAACCAGAGGUUCCCAACUGGACCUCGGCCGCAUCCCACUCCGUGACAACGGGUACGAGUCAUUCCUCCCCAACAGCGGUGCCUCCUGCAGCUCCCAUGGAAGACAUACCAACGCCCUAUUCCUGUCAGCAGAUGAUUCCACCUCCGCCGGCAAUUGUUGUGGUGCCACCUUCUCAGAAGCCCAGCAGACACACUGUGACCCCAAAUACGAAUUCAUCCUCGCCGCCUCAAACAACGGCUUCUCUGCCUCAAGUCGCGGCUUCUCCGCCUAAACCUACGUUAUCUGUGCCUCUAGCGAUGCCCUUUUUAUCGCAUCAACCAAUGUCUUUGUCUUAUCAAGCACCAGCACCAAAACCAGCAGCACCUACAAAAGCCUCGUGCUUCGAGGACGACCUGGUCAGUGUCAAGAACCGCAUGCAGCAGCUGGAGCAGGAGAGCGAUCUGCUGGAGCAGAACUUCCUCGACUAUCUGGAGCGGGCACGUCAGAGACCGCCGGAGCCCAGUGUAUCCAAGAAGCAGAUGAAGCCCACAAGAAGGAGGUUCGAGGAUGCGGCAGCUGUGGCCAAAAUGGAGGAGCUCAUAGAGCAGAGGACGCUGACGCCGGAGCCAGACAGCUAUCACUUCACCAAUACGUUAGCUGUGGCCAGGAGAAAGCUGCUGGGCAGGGACUUUGAGCCAAGGACGACGACGAGCCCCACGAGGGUCAGUCGGAAGGUGGCGCAGGUGGAGGAGGAGACACAGCAGAUACUCUGCCGUGUGAGGUCGGAGUUCACGCGCACCAACCACCUACUGCCGGAGAUCACAUCUGCCACAAACAGCAGCAGCCACGAGGAUCUGGAUGUCCUCAUGCGUCGGGCUAAGCAGGCGAUGCGAUUGAAUGAGCAGCCGCCUGCACGACGUCCGAGUCUCCUGGACUGCAGCAUCAGUAGCACCCUCACCAGCAGCAGCAGAAGCAGCGCCAGCGAUAUGUUCCAGCCAUAUAUUAACAUUCCAGGCAUGGAGAUGACGGAGAUGGACAGAGCAGCUCCACCGAGCACGCGGCUUCAGCAAUCCAUGGCCAAGAUGCAGCAGCUAUUUGGAGGCGGAGCCAGGAAACCACCAGAUCAGAGAUUGCCACAGCCACAACCACAGCCGCCGCCCAGAUCCACAAUACGGCCCGUCAGUGCACCCACUUGUAGAGGGACUGCAGGAGGAGUAAGAGCAGCAGAUGGAGGCACAAUUCGCCCCCACACGGCACCCACACCACAACAGCAACAGCAACAGCCACGCCAACAGCAGCACCAAUACUUCCAUUCAUCCGAAGACGUUCUCCUCUUGAGCUCCUCCACCUGCAGCAGUUCUGCCGUCAGCAGCCAUCGUCAUUACCGAACUACAGAUAUCUACGAGGGACUGGUGCUAGACGAUACGACUCAUGCGACUCAUCAUCCUGUCAGUCCGGAGAUUAUCCACAGCCGCAACUUCUGGAAGCGCCUGAACCUAUGAGUAGACUAUGCGAACAGCUCCAUCGAGAGAGGCAAUCUGUAACCGAAGAAGCCCUAAGGUAGAUCCUAAUAAAUGCGCCACUCAAUUCCAAGCCAAA
Messenger RNA from Drosophila persimilis, 3904 nucleotides. RefSeq lists its product as uncharacterized. The transcript has 3 exons. The coding region runs from base 19 to 3807 and encodes 1262 amino acids. The record is from RefSeq and is a predicted model, not a curated record. NCBI's taxonomy places the organism in Eukaryota, Metazoa, Arthropoda, Insecta, Diptera, Drosophilidae.